This is a messenger RNA of Prorocentrum cordatum, 1694 nucleotides long. NCBI's taxonomy places the organism in Eukaryota, Dinophyceae, Prorocentrales, Prorocentraceae. The record is from the annotation of a GenBank genome assembly.
GGUCAAUGCAAACGGGGGUCCGUCAGAGCGCCGGUUCUUGCAGGAUCCUGCAGGGCCAGGGGUGCACUGACCCAGGCGUGGGUGCAGGAUCCUGCAGAAUCUCGCAGGAUCUUGCAGGAUUCUGCAGAGCCCGACGGCCCUGGGUUGCAUUGGCCCGGGUCCGCAGGCCCCCGACCGGGCGCGCGGGCCCGGCCCCAUCCUGUUCGCUUCGCCUCGCUGCGUGGCGGGCAGGUCGUCGCGUGCGAGGCGCGCUGGCGCGCGGCUCCCCGGCCCCGCUGCGCGCGCUGCCCCGAGGCCCGGGGGCGUCGGAGCUGCCACCCCGCAGGGAGCGGGCCCGCCCGCGUGCGGAGCAGCGCGCGCGCCACCGGCGCGGCGGGCGGAUGGCGGUGCGCGCGCUGGACUCGAACGAGGCGGCCAUGUGGUUCGGGGCGGUCAACCCACGAGGACUGGCGGACUCUGCGGCGGGCCCCGCCCGCCGUCCGCGCCUGCCGGGGCCUCGUGCUGGCGGCCGCCGCCCAGGACCCGCGGGCGCUGCAGUACGCCAGGGAGUCGCUGUGGGAGGACCCGGCCUUCGCCGUCGAGUGCUUGCGGGUCUCCGGCGGCCGGGCCGCGCCCUUCCUGCCGGCGGCGCACCGCCAGGACCGCGCGGUGAUGAUGGAGGCCGUGGCCCUGGACGGCCUGGCCCUGAACAGCGUCUACGGCACCGAGCUGCGGGCGGACGCGGAGCUGGUGCGGGUGGCCGUGCGCCAGAACUGGGCCGCCCUGCAGUUCGCCUCCGAGGCCCUGCGCCAGGACCGCGAGCUGGCCCUGGAGGCCGUGCGGAUCUCCUGGGAGGCCGUCGAACCAGAAGAAGCGGCGGAGCAAAUCCGCGGACGGCGUGUGUGCACCGUGCCUCGCUUGCGUCUCCCGAGGCGUCGUCGAUCUUCGGCCCAGGAGUGGUACGGUGCACAGUUCUGUCAGCCCGCGGAGCCGGACAGGCUGUGUGCACCGUGCUGCGUCGGAGCGGGCUCCGAAGGGAGUCCAAACAUGCUACGGUGCACGGGCGUCGCCCUCGCAAUACAACGCGUUCUUCCUGAGCACCGCGCGGAUCUCUCGGAGCCGUGCUGGGCACCCCCGGCGCCGCCCCUGGCGGCGCUCCGCGCGCCAAGGGCGGGGGGGAGGCCCUCCCGCCUCGCUCCGAGGCGUCCGCGCGGAGCUCCGCGGGCCCCUCCCUCCCGUGGGAGAGAGGCCGUCGCGCUGCUGCCCGCGGAGCUCCACGCGGACCGCGGCGUGAUGCUCGAGGCGCUGCGGCAGAGCGGCGAGGCCCUGCGGUACGCGGCGGAGGAGCUGCGGGCGGACCCGGCCCUGGUGCGGGAGGCGGAGGAGCGGGGCUGGGCCGUGGCGGCCACGGGCGAGGAGCGCAACUACCACAGCCUCAACUUCGCCGAGGAGGUGCGCCUCCCGCCGAUGGGCUCCAGCUCGUGGGCGGCAUGAGCCGCCAGCCCUCCUCUUCGAAUGAGGAUCGACGACAUCGCAUGUCUGGGAAUCGCCUCGCCAGCGUGAGUUGCUUCAGCCUGACUCUGCCGUAGGCAGGGCCACCUCUUUCUCAGGGGAGGUUUAGCUCGACCAUGCCGUAGGCAUGGCCACCUCUUUCGGUGAAGCACGGCCUGGUCGCACCUCGCUCCUGGGCAGCGACCGGCCCUCGGGAAAGGAGC